This is a messenger RNA of Colletotrichum spaethianum, 1029 nucleotides long. Its product is annotated as FAD-linked oxidoreductase sorD. Lineage: Eukaryota; Fungi; Ascomycota; Sordariomycetes; Glomerellales; Glomerellaceae. The record is from RefSeq and is a predicted model, not a curated record. Bases 1 to 1029 code for a protein of 342 amino acids. Gene Ontology annotation, molecular function: FAD binding. The transcript has 2 exons.
AUGAUCGCACGAAUCGCCUUGAUUGCGGUAAUUCUGACUGUUUCUGCCUCUCCAUUGAGUAAGAAAUCCAUCAUUGACGACUGUCUGGCCGCAGCCAAAGUCCCAUACGAUGAAAAGGGUACUCUUCAGUGGGCUACUGAUGCAGCUCCAUUCAACGUCAGGAUUCCAUUUGUACCAGUGUCAGUAGCUGUUCCUCUCACGACGGAGCAUAUCCAAGCAACCAUCCGAUGUGGCCGACACAACGGCGUUAAAGUUACCCCUAAAUGCGGCGGCCAUAGCUACGCCAACUUUGGCUUCGGGGGUGAGGACGGACACCUGGUGCUCGAACUCGACCACAUGUACAAUGUCAGUCUCAACAAUGCCACCGGUAUUGCCACCGUGCAGGGGGGAAGCAGACUUGGUCACGUGGCGAGCGAGUUGUACAAGCAAGGUGGAAAGGCAAUAAGUCACGGAACAUGCCCUGGAUAUGGUAUGAGCUCACAUACCAAGGGUCUCGCUCUGGACUGGUUGGUGGGGGCCAAGGUCGUCCUCGCUAAUAGUAGUGUCAUCAUCGUCUCUGAAGCCGAGCACCCAGACGUCUUCUGGGCUUUGAAGGGUGCUGGCAGCUCCUUCGGCGUUGUCUCUGAAUUCUAUUUCAAGACAUUUGAUGCCCCUAAACAGGCUACGAACUUCUUAGCCACACUUCAAUGGGAUGCAGCGAAAUCAAUUGAUGGUUUCAAAAAGCUGCAAGACUGGGCCGACAGCACGAUGCCAAAUGAGCUUAACAUGCGACUAUUCAUCACACCACGCUUCACAAACCUGGAAGGAAUGUUUUAUGGUGACAAAACAGAUCUACAGACUGUACUUGAUCCGCUAUUGGCGACAAUAGGGGGACGAUUGACCACAUCGCAAACGACAGACUGGUUUGGUAACCUGCAGCAUUUUGGUAACGGUUUGGCUCUUGAUCAGAAAGACAACUACCAGAAGGUUAGCUAUCUCACUUACACAAUCCGUGUUGGUACACCUGCUGAGACCUGUACAGCAAGAUAA